UCCCCCCCCCCCCCCCCCCCCCCCCUGCGCAUCAGCAGUUCAGCACCCUACUCGCCGCCGCCGGAGACAUGAACCAGCCGGUGCAGAAGAACACCCUCUACGUCGGUGGCCUGGCGGAGGAGGUGGACGAGAAGAUCCUGCACGCGGCGUUCGUGCCCUUCGGCGAGGUCAAGGACGUCAAGACGCCGCUCGACCAGUCCACGCAGAAGCACCGCUCCUUCGGGUUCGUCACCUUCCUCGAGCGCGAGGACGCCGCCGCCGCCAUGGACAACAUGGACGGCGCCGAGCUCUUCGGACGCGUCCUCACCGUUAACUACGCCUUCCCCGAGCGCAUCAAGGGAGGGGAGCAGGGAUGGGCCGCGCAGCCGAUUUGGGCUGAUGCGGACACUUGGUUCGAGAGGCAGCAGCAGGAAGAGGAGAUGCAGCGUCUGCAGGCAGAGCAGCGCGCGGCAAUGCAAGUAGCAGAGAAGCUGCACAGAGAGAAACUUGCUGCCGAAAGAGAAGGUGAGAAAGAAGAGGAGGCGGAUCCCAUGGCUGCAGCAGAAGCUCAGGCCUUGAAACAGAGUUCUUAAGGACUGGAUAUGGACUUCAGAACAUCUGCUGCUUUCCUGUCCAUUUGUCAAAUACACAUGCUUUUCUCAGCAGUGGUUAAGGUGUGACUAACUAACAUGCUAGACCUGGGAGUGCUGUUUGUUUAGUUGAAAGAAUCCUAUUUGUCUUAACGUGGGGUGCUUGUGUUUUUCGUUUUG
Molecule: messenger RNA, 749 nt
Organism: Panicum hallii
Lineage: Eukaryota; Viridiplantae; Streptophyta; Magnoliopsida; Poales; Poaceae
Product: peptidyl-prolyl cis-trans isomerase E
Exons: 3
Coding region: 69-572 (167 amino acids)
Molecular function (GO): RNA binding
Source: RefSeq, a predicted model, not a curated record